This is a messenger RNA of Myotis myotis, 6256 nucleotides long. RefSeq names its product erythrocyte membrane protein band 4.1 like 5 (gene EPB41L5). Gene Ontology annotation, cellular component: cytoskeleton. The record is from RefSeq and is a predicted model, not a curated record. Lineage: Eukaryota; Metazoa; Chordata; Mammalia; Chiroptera; Vespertilionidae. The transcript has 24 exons. Bases 169 to 2385 code for a protein of 738 amino acids. Gene Ontology annotation, molecular function: cytoskeletal protein binding.
GAGCUUCAGGGGACUUUAAGGGGCGGGCCGGCGGGCAGCGGGGUCUCCCGGGGAUCUGGGUCUUGUGGGCUCGCGCCGCGGGCCGCCAUUGCUUGGCAUCUCCCGAGGGGCCUCCCCCACCUCAGCCUCGCUUGGUCGCCGCUGCGCCGUCCUCCCCCAGUGACAAAAAUGCUGAGAUUCUUCCGUAGAACGCUUGGGCGUCGGUCAAUGCGCAAACAUGCUGAGAAGGAACGACUUCGAGAAGCUCAACGAGCUGCCACACACAUUCCUGCAGCUGGAGAUUCCAAGUCCAUCAUCACGUGUCGGGUGUCCCUUCUGGAUGGUACUGAUGUUAGUGUGGACUUGCCGAAAAAAGCCAAAGGUCAAGAGCUGUUUGAUCAGAUUACAUACCACUUGGAUCUUAUUGAAAGCGACUAUUUCGGACUGAGAUUUAUGGAUUCAGCACAAGUAGCACAUUGGUUGGAUGUUACAAAGAGUAUCAAAAAGCAAGUUAAAAUUGGUUCACCCUAUUGUCUGCAUUUUCGAGUUAAGUUUUAUUCCUCGGAACCAAAUAAUCUUCGUGAAGAGCUAACCCGGUAUUUAUUUGUUCUUCAAUUAAGACAAGAUAUUCUCAGUGGAAAAUUGGAGUGUCCAUUUGAUACAGCAGUUCAGUUGGCAGCUUAUAAUCUGCAAGCUGAACUUGGUGACUGUGAUCUUGCUGAGCAUAGUCCUGAACUUGUAACUGAGUUCAGGUUCAUGCCCAUUCAGACUGAAGAGAUGGAGUUGGCUAUUUUUGAGAAAUGGAAGGAAUACAGAGGUCAGACACCAGCACAAGCUGAAACCAAUUAUCUGAAUAAAGCCAAAUGGCUAGAAAUGUAUGGGGUUGAUAUGCAUGUGGUCAAGGCUCGAGACGGGAAUGACUAUAGUUUGGGACUAACCCCAACAGGAGUUCUUGUUUUUGAAGGAGAGACCAAAAUUGGCUUAUUUUUUUGGCCCAAGAUAACUAGAUUGGAUUUUAAGAAGACUAAAUUAACCCUGGUGGUGGUAGAAGAUGAUGAUCAGGGCAAAGAGCAGGAACACACAUUUGUCUUUAGACUGGACCAUCCAAAGGCGUGCAAGCAUUUGUGGAAAUGUGCUGUGGAGCACCAUGCCUUCUUCCGCCUCCGAGGCCCUGUGCAAAAGGGUUCUCAGCGAUCAGGAUUUAUCCGACUAGGAUCACGAUUUAGAUAUAGUGGGAAAACUGAGUAUCAGACCACGAAAACCAAUAAAGCAAGAAGAUCAACAUCCUUUGAAAGAAGGCCCAGCAAACGAUAUUCUCGACGAACUCUACAGAUGCAAGCAGGUACAGCAAAACCUGAAGAACUCAGUGUUCACAGUAAUGUUCCAACUCAAAAUAAUGGCUCUCAACAGGCUUGGGGUAUGAGAUCUACUCUGCUGGGGACUUCUUCCAUUCCCUCUGGUCCCGUGCUGGUGGAGAUAGAAAACCUUCCAAGGAGUCCUGGAACAGACCAGCAUGACAGGAAAUGCUUGCCUUCGAAUAUUGAUUUGCUAGAUAGUCCAGCCUUAUUGGAAACAACUAUUGAUGAUAUAAUUGGGGCACCUGACACUGUGGAAACAUUGCAAUCACCCGAUGAAAUUAAUGUAGCCCCCAGGCAAACCGGAUUAGAGGAACCUGAAGUUGAAGGCAGGACAUUAAAAGAUGCGCCAGAGAAGCUGAAACACCUUGAGAUAGAAAACGGUUCAUUGCCCUCCCCUCGUCCCAACAUUGAUGUUAACAUCAACAACCAGGAGGAAGUGGUGAAGCUGACUGAGAAAUGCCUUAAUAAUGCCAUUGAGAGCCCAGGAUUGAAUGCUAGGCGAGUUCCUCCUGACUUGAAGAGUAACAUUUUGAAGGCUCAAGUAGAAGCAGUGCAAAAGGUUACAAGAGAAGAUAGCCUAUUGAGUCAUAAAAACGCCAGUGUUCAGGAUGCUGCCACAAACAGGGCUGUAGUAAAUGAGAAUAAUGUGCCCCUCCCUGAAGAUUCCCUUGCUCCAGCGGACACAACACCUGCAGGAAAUGGUUCUGCUCUAAAGGAUGCUACGGAUGAAUUUGAUGCCUUGCUUUUAUCUCUAACUGAGAAUCUGAUUGACAGCACAGUCACACCUCAGGUAUCUUCAACAUCCAUGAUCACGCCCCGGUGGAUUGUGCCACUCUGCUCCCACUGUGAGCGGAGAACCCAUCUUGAAGCAGAAAUGUUUACUGACAACGGAGCUCUAAGGGAUUGCCCCCUCCUCGCCUGUACCUGGAAUGCCCAGCACCCCCCACAGUCCGUCCUGGAAUCAGUUCUGCUGAAUGUGUUGGAUUCAGGAGUUUGCCCUGUACUUGUUGGUAAAAAGGUUUGCCUAGAUUUGACUUCAGUUCCAUGAAAAAACAACUACGUGUUUUGUCUGACUGGAAGAGUUUAAUUACACUGCGUAUGUCCUCAGAUGAGGACACCUGGCCUUUUACUUUCUCUAGUUUUCGAAGUUUUAAAUUCCUAAAACAAGGGAAAGGCAUUCCCUAUGGUUUGCUUCAAGCUCUUGGCCCCACCUAGUGGUUGUAAUUGUUCAUAAUGCUUCCUAACGAGGCAGUCUCUGGUGGUCAGUGCCAUUUCUCUCUCUAGUGUCAGGAUGAGUGUCCCUAGCCUGUUAGAGAACUUGCACUUUUCUCUGCGUUACCUGGAAGUCAGGGGUUUAGGAACAUAAUGAGGAUAUUAUGUAGGUAGGUGCAGUGCUAGCUUUCUUUCUCUUUUUAACGAUUAUUACAGUGCUAAAGAGCAGUUUAGAAUACAGAGGGUUUUCAAGUGUUGCCCAUAUUUUUGAAUUCUUACUGGACUGGCUAUCUUAGUUACAUCAAGGUAAGGAGAACUGCCUUGAGGAGAACUACAGAGAAGUCAAUAGCCCGUCAUUUUCAGCUCGGCCUUCCCACAGGAAGCAGUCAUGCACCACAGGUUUCCUGUAAGUGUUCAGCCGGGAAAGGGGAGGGUGGGUGAAAGUCACCCUGGGCGUGUCCUCCUUCCUCCCUCCUCUUCCUGGGCCCACAGACUCGGUGAGGAGGGAGCACAGACGCUCUGGGCUGGCCCUGCUCCACGCAGGUACCUACUGAGCUUAAGGGAUUGCGUAUGUAAUUAAGUGCUCAUGUGCGCUGCUCAGCAUAAAGGAGCAUCCAGUUUAGAUCUUAAACUCCUGGUGUAGGCUGUCCUGAGCCAUUCGUGUGCUCAGGGGAACACACCAGUGUCUGGAAAGCUCAGGAACUCCGUUGUGUGCUGUUUCCUGCCGAGCCGAGCCGUAGAGAUUGGAAACCACUUUUGAACAAAGCAGUUCUACUGAAGAAAAGAAAGUUCCCCUCCUGCCGCCUGCCUCCCCUUAGCUGUUCCGCUAAGCUUGUGAAUCUCAUUGUGGAGCUCUUGCCAAUUCUUUAUUGUAAGACAAACUGCAGGGCCCCUAGGGCAGGGGCUUGCCCCAGGACACGGCCUGGCCCUCAGCGCUUCAGGUCCGACAACCCUGGAUGCGCUCCCUGCGAGCUUGGAAGGCCCACAGUUCCGUCCAGUUUGUACAGUAGCACCAUCCUCACUUUUAACUUUCUAGUAUUUAGGGAUUAUGUUGAUGUUGUUGAAAAUACUCUGUAGCCUUUGUGUUGUCAGGCACCUGUAUUGUUGCCAGUCUGAAUAGUGAUAGGGACUUUCUUAAAAUUCAUGUGAAUCUCAAACUAGAAGGACAUUUCGUCUCCUGCCCUGACAUGAGGUGUUAAAUGGAAAUGAGUGGCUUUUUUUAAUCCUCACUCAAGGAUAUUCUUGUUCAUUGAUUUUUAGAGAGAGUGGAAGGAAGAGGGAGAGACAGAGAGAAGCACCAUGAGAGAGAGACACAUUGAUUCGUUGCCUCUGGCAUACCUCGGAUUAGGGCCAAGAAUCAAACCCCGGGACCCCUCAGUCCCCAGGCCAAUGCUCUAUCCACUGAGCCAAACCAGCUAGGGCUGGAAAUGAGUGCUUUAAUGAGGGGUUAGCCCUGACCAGUUAGGCACCUGCCAGCUACACCUCUCCUGUCCUAGCUGCUGCGGGUGCCUUCCAGAGCCCUGUUAACACUCAUCUUGUUCUGCUCAUCUGGGGAUGGAGGAGGAGGGGAGGCUGCGGGUAUCUGUGACGUGUCAGAGAGGGAGCAGGAGGUCAGUCUCUGAGGAGAGAAGCCGUGUGAGGGAGUAGAGGAUGCUAGCAGAGAGAUCUGCGAUGGCACUGGGUAAGAAGGCGCUGGUUCCUGAGGUGGUAACAGGGGCAGCUGUGGUGGCUCUACAGGCUGGUGACCUCUGGGGCACAGCCCUCAUUCCAAAGGUUAAAAUCCACAUCCAAGUCAUCUGAUGAACUGAAUCAAGGCCGGAUCCUCAGGUGAGGGGAAAUGGCCCUGCUCACUGUUCAGAAUGACUGAGCCGGGCAGGAAGUCUCUGAAUCGAGAUGAGGUUCCAUGCCAGCACAGCGCAGCUGGAAAGCAGCAGGCGCACGAAUGCGCUGGGAGCAGUGAGAACACCCCUGAACAGCGGAGAGCUCGUUUCCGUGAGGCCCCAGCUGCAGAGCUGUCGCUUCCUCCUGUGGAGGGGAGUGGGUGGAUGUUUAGCUGAGAUGACAGACCCAGAUGCACAAGGCAACAGAAGGCUCUUUAGCCCAGGCUCAGCUGCGCUGUGGUCACUUUCUUUCCCGUUUCCAGGCCAGGGUGGCUCUGCUGGCUCCCUGGGGGUAGCAGGAUAGAGCUUGUGCCUGAGCGGGGUCAGGCGGGUAUGAGACGUGACGGAGCUGUUGUCCCCUUGCCGUGGCCUCAUUGGCCUGUGAGUGUUACUGUCACUGCUUCCUAACACUUUGCUGUGCACUGCCCUGGGGACACUUCCCUCGGUCCCUGCAGUGGCCUGUGUGCUGCUGGCCAUGGGGGAGCAGGAAGGGCAAGAGCCUCAAAUCAGCGGAUGCCAGCCCUGGUGGGAGGGCGAGUGCCGGUGAGGAGGAGGGUGUAGGUUUCGGAGUUCUGCCCCAGCCCCUUCUGUGGAGCUGGGCGGGAGGGUCCCCUCUCCUCCUGGUGCUCAGUAGUGUCGCCUGUGUCCAGGGACGGCUGGUGGUCCUUUCAUUCCCGCCCUUCUGGGGUCACUGCUGUACAGAGAAAGGUUGGUCUCCUUAGAUCCUGAUAAAUUUUGGCCAUCCCUACAGCUUUCCCGAGACUUUAUGUUGCUUUAAGAAAAAUUGUGUUUAGAAAUACUUUUGCAGUCGGCUAACUGUUGGUCUUCUUUUGCACGAUCACGAUGUUCUGCGGGCAGUUCAGGAGGACAGCUGGGUCGGAGCUUGUUCUCCUAGCUGCUCGGUUCCGACUAGCACCCUCCUCUGCCUUCUCGCCUAGAUGAGCCCUGUCGGAGCAGAGCGCCCGCAGGCUUCGGGGCGCUGAGGCGGCGAGGGUCUGGGGAAGCCAGCUCCUGUCUCCUCGCCCAGAGAGGCUCGGCAGGCCUCCUGUAGAAGCAGCGGUAGCUAGUUCUUCCUGCGAGGCCAUGGGAAGUGCCCGGGCAUGUGUGUUCCGGGACAGUUCACUUACAAGCACAGGUGCGAGUCCUGAUUCAAGCUUUGUGGUUGGUAGACUGGCUCCGUGGGAGGCGGGCAGGUAUGCACAAGCCUGCAUCACCUGUCAUGGGGGCACCGGGCAUUCCAGACCUGGGCCUCGUCACUCCCACGCAGACAGGAUGUAGUCAUGGGCCUCCGGCUCUGGGAGCCUUUGGAGCAGCCGCCAGUUUCCCGUUUAUCUUGCCCUCAGCCUCUAGCUGCUUAGCAGGAAUCUCCUGUGGACUAAGGAAUGUACAUUUCUAUUUUAUUUGUUCUUUUCUCCUCAAAAAUGUAAACACACUGAUCAGAAGAAAGUUGGAAGCUUUCCCUGCUCUCAGCCAGGAAAUGCAAAUGUGUGAGGCCUGGAAAGGCGCCGCCCCUGCGUGUGCGUGGGGUGGUGCGUGUGGGAGGAGGGGUGGCUCCUCACCCCGAGGCUGAGCGGAAGCAUCACUCCCGGGACCUGCAGGGAGGGCCUGAUCUCCCUCCUGGGGGGACAGAAGCUGUCGCCUCACUAACCACUGUUUACUUCUCAUGUGUAAAGCUUUGCGGUCGCUUUGCGAGUGGACUUUGUUUUCUGUCGGGUGCACUGUUCAUUCACGCGUCCGCGGUUUUGUAUGUGAGAAACUGCACUGAACUCGUGUGUGUGCUGAGAUGACAGCUGUAGAUGUGACCACAAAUAAAGCUUUCGAGAAACA